UGGUAACGCAUGAGCACAGAAAAAAAAAUAUUUCUCACACUUACAGGAUACGCAUGCGCAGAGAGAACACCAACUGGUUUGUGUCAAGUAGAGGCAGACGGAUGUGAUCGAGCCUAAAAAAUCACCUUUAUUCUGGCAUUCAUGGUGACACAUCCAUGGGCUCAGAGCGGCUGGAGAUGCGUAAGAGACAGAUGCAGGUUCACCAGGAAACAGCUGCCAGUGUCCUCCAAGCACGCCACAGAAUGGGAAACACCCCCACCAACGCCUCAAACGCCUGCUGCUUCUGCUGGUGCUGCUGCUGUAGCUGCUCCUGUUUGACUGUUCGGGGUGAGGAUGAGACUGUACAGAGAUCAACGUUUGAGCACAGAACAGAGGGAACCACAAACUGUGAAGAAAGCCUGAAGCCUACUCUGGAAGACGCCCGCUCCUGGUCGAUUUCGUUUGAGAAGGUGAUGAAGAGUGCAGCCGGCCGCAGCUGCUUCAGGCAGUUCCUCAGGACGGAGUUCAGCGAGGAGAACAUGAUGUUCUGGCUCGCCUGCGAGGAUCUCAAAAAGGAGACCAACAAGACUGUGGUGGAGGAGAAAGUGCGUCAAAUAUACGAGGACUUCAUCUCAAUCCUGUCCCCUAAAGAGGUCAGUUUGGAUUCCCGCGUUCGAGAGGUGAUAAACCGCAACAUGCUGGAGCCGACCUCGUGCACGUUUGACGACGCUCAGCAGCAGAUCUACACGCUGAUGCAGAGAGACUCGUACCCCCGCUUCAUCAACUCCUCUGAGUACACGGAUCUGCUGAAGAACCUGGAGGAGCCCCCCCCUGAGCCGUAGACUCCGGAAACCGCCACACACUGAACUUUUCAAAAUGGCGCAUGCGUCCCACCCGAAGGAGUUUUCCGUGGUGUGUUUUUCCUGCCGGAGUACAGAAAGACAGACACUUCUUUAGACUUGUCUUUAUCCAGCUGUUACUGCUGUUUAUUUACCCAUGAUUAGCUUGGAGCAUAUGAGAACAAAUGCUAUGUCCAGCACCGGUUACUUGUUCAAAAAACAUAUCUAUAUUUUUAUAUACUCCCAAGCGCUUGACAUUGCACUUUUCUACCUUGUUUAAUGAGGGACAGCAUGUAUCUGUGAGCACUGCAUUUGUAUUUAGGAUUACUGAGCCUUAAUGCAUAUCCAGUUCUUGUAGAAGCUAGUAGGUUUUAUUUAACAGUAACUGAAGAAGAAGGAAAGUGCCUUGGAAUAAGAUCUUCUAAACUCGCACCUUUGGUCAAACGAAAACACGGUGCGACAAAGACUUCACAUGUUGGUGCUUUCAGCUCUUCUCAAAGAAACGUUUUUACAACUCAAUGAGCUGAUACCCUUGGAUAGAGCUUGUCUGUGUUUCAAUACUGUGAUAUUAGUCAUGAAAUAUUUACUUUAAAUAAAACAGGGACGAAGAGAGUACUGGAUACACGACCAUGAUGACCACUGAUAUAUUUGUGUAUUUACAAAAGGAUCUUGUGUGAAAUAGAUAUUUGAAUUCUCACCAAUCAAAUAAAGCACAAUCAUA
Messenger RNA from Labrus mixtus (cuckoo wrasse), 1539 nucleotides. RefSeq names its product regulator of G-protein signaling 20. Lineage: Eukaryota; Metazoa; Chordata; Actinopteri; Labriformes; Labridae. The record is from RefSeq and is a predicted model, not a curated record. The transcript has 5 exons. Bases 156 to 821 code for a protein of 221 amino acids.